AUGCUCCGCGUGGGUCCUUUCGACAAGCGGACUCAUGUCCGCCGAUGUGCCAACUGUCAACGGCGCAAGAUCAAAUGUGUCGGUCCCGUGCCUUGCGAAUACUGCAAGAAAACCCGUCAGUUCUGCUUUCAGAAUGUGGCCGAGAAACGCGAUGCAGUUGUAUUCAUGCCUUAUCGCCAGCAAGAUGCAACCGCUGUGCCUGUCAUCCGCACGCCCACCUUGCACAACGGCAAAGACUGGCAACUGGCCUAUUUCUUUGAUAGUUUCCUCAAGAUGAACGAAUUUGCAGCUGAUCUGUGGGGUCGCAUCACACCCCACCUCUACGAGCUGCUGCACACCUCGCCCGCCCUCAGGGACGCCAUCGCAGCUGUGGCUGUGCUGGAUUCCAGCCGCAGGCCCACUUCUCGCUCUCACGGGGCUACCUCAAAAACGCAAGAGAGCGCACUCAAAACCUACGCGAGCUCAAUGGUAGCUCUGCAGUGUAGCAUCGACGCUCACGGAGCAACUGAGGACGUCAUCUGGACGACAUUCUUUCUUGGCCUCUUCGAGUUGAUGAUGGGAGGCAACUCGGAGAACUGGGACCGCCAUUUCCUAUAUGGCACGGCUAGCCUGCUACGUGCUUGUGGCCCUACCGCUUUCAGAAAGGGUUCCAGAAAGACCCUCUUCCUUACAUUGCGCCUUUUCGAAAUUUCAAGGUGCUUGAUCUAUAAUCAAUCUUCUUUUCUGAUGGAUUCAGCGUGGAACUCUCUGCUAGCGAUGCUUCGCGACGAGGCAGGACCUGACGGAUACCGUAAUGAGACCGCGCUGGAUAUCAUGCUGCGUUGCUCUGAUUUAUGUUCGCGCCUUCUACGCAGUGCACCGGGCUCAAAUUUCGACGACUUCCUGGAAGAAGGAGCGUGCCUUCGCGCUGUCAUAGACAUGAUACUUCAAGGGUAUCCCGAACCCGAUCCAAAAUCCCCCAACGACUUGGUAUCUUACGCUUCCCUCCACGCCGUCUCCAUCUAUCUCUCUGGCAUUUUCGACUACCGCCUGCACCUCUUCUCUGCCACUCCCAUGGCAACCCUCCCCCAGUACAGGGUGAAGAGCCACGUCGCGUCGAUUCUAAAUGCAGUGGAGAUUGCCGUCCGACAUACGAGGCUCUGCGGUCUUCUGUUCCUCUUUCCCCUACGCGUUGCCGCGGCUCGAGCCACUGAUCCUCUGGAGCACAAGCGGAUCAUGGAUGCCUUCAAAUACAUCGGACAACAUGGUUUCGAUAUCGUUCGCCUUUUUCAACAGGAGGUUCAAGAGGUGUGGAAGCGGAAAUGA
Molecule: messenger RNA, 1305 nt
Organism: Diplodia corticola
Lineage: Eukaryota; Fungi; Ascomycota; Dothideomycetes; Botryosphaeriales; Botryosphaeriaceae
Product: c6 finger domain-containing protein
Exons: 4
Coding region: 1-1305 (434 amino acids)
Biological process (GO): regulation of DNA-templated transcription
Molecular function (GO): DNA-binding transcription factor activity, RNA polymerase II-specific; zinc ion binding
Source: RefSeq, a predicted model, not a curated record